This is a messenger RNA of Phaeodactylum tricornutum CCAP 1055/1, 378 nucleotides long. RefSeq lists its product with no specific name. The transcript is spliced from 2 exons. The record is from RefSeq and is a predicted model, not a curated record. NCBI's taxonomy places the organism in Eukaryota, Bacillariophyta, Bacillariophyceae, Surirellales, Neidiaceae. Bases 1 to 378 code for a protein of 125 amino acids.
AUGGGAAACGACGACGCCAUUGAUGAGGAGAAGCUCAUCUUGUGUUGUGCGCUUUGUUGCGCCAACGUUUCGAUUCUGCCGAGCUGUGGAUGUUUCGGAUGCAGCGGAAAGGCCGGCAUCUGUUGCUUAAACUUGGAAUGCUGCUUCAAGCCGGGCGCCCCUUGUUUGACACCCUUUUGCUGCCUCGGAUGCAAGUGUGAGACCGACGGUUGUUCCGUACUGAAUUCGCAAUGCCAUGCCCUCUUUUUGGUGUGCACAUGCGCCAUUCCCUGCAACGAAGAAGUGCCCCUGGCAUUGUCGAUUGCCGGUCUCACAAUUUACCCCCAGUGCGGUUUUUGCAUCAAGCAAAAAGCCUUGAAGGAAGACAUGCAGCGUUAA